GUUAAAGUAUAUUAAUUUCAUUGUUAGUAAAAAAAAUAGGUUGUACACAAAACUAGUUAAUUCACUAGUUAAUAUAUUUGUUGCAAUUUAAUAUUUGUUACAUUUUUUAGAUGGAUCGUCCUAGAUAUUCGGUUGAUAUGGGUAACCCCGAGCGCAACCGAACGAAAGACCUUGCGAGGAAGAGAUCCCGCAAAAGUAAAUCACAUAUCGGCUCUUCAUCUCAAAGUCGAGAUGAUUUUGAUACGAGUUACGCAAGGAGGGAUGAGGAUGCGAUGACCGACGAACGACUAGAACAAGAAUUGCACCGACAUAAUUCCCUCUUUUUUCAAGACCAACCGAGGACCAUUGACGAAGAAGAGCUCGAGGACGAGGACAACGAUGUGGAGGAAGUAAUUCCGGAGAGCCACGACGACGAGGAGGAGGAGGGUGGCGGCAGCCAUGACGCCGACGAGCCUGCCUCAUCCCUAACAGCUUUAAGGUGUUGCAAGUCUCAAUUUUAGCUCAAGUUGCGAUUAUCAGGCGUUGGGUCGAGUUUCUUUGCAUUUGGAGUUGAAUUGAAGAAGUUAGAGAUCGGUAAUCAGCGCUUGAGAGGCAUUCAGGAAGGAUUUGAAGGCAUUCGAAGAAAAUUUGAGAGAUUUGGAGGUCAUCGGGAGAUUCACGACGAAAUUCUGAUGAAGAACGAGUAAUUGAUUGACCUCGUAUACAUCCGGGAGCGUUUGGAACAAGGAAACGAAGAGAAAGUGAAGAAUAAGGUCAUGCACGGUCGUGCCCGGCGUUAGGCACGCCGUGCGUGCCUUGUAAUGAAGCGGGUAAGCUACUGGAGGCCAGGCACGCCGUGCCUGAAGUGAAACGAGGAACAAGCUACAGGAGGCCAGGCACGGUCGUGCCUGGCAGUCAGGCACGCCGUGCCUGGACGCGUUUAACCGGGUUUCUUCCGCAGGCACGGUCCCAGGCACGGUCAUGCCUGGCGCCGUGCAUGACCCCGUUUUGUCCUAAUUCAGCCCAAAUUGCCUUGUUUCCUAUAAAUACCACUCCCAUAACCCUAAUUAAGGGGGAUGGAACUUAUUUAGCAGCUGGAGGACGAAUUUGAGAGCUUUUAGCCCUGUUUUUUUCUAUUCUUUGAGAUUCUUUGUAAGUUCCUACUUUUUAAUUAAUGGCAAUUAUUUCUAUUCUUCCCAAUUCUAUUGAUUCUUCAAUUAUGAGUCGAGAGUAGUUUUAAUUGGGAUUUGGGAUUGAUGAAGGG
This is a messenger RNA of Cuscuta europaea, 1243 nucleotides long. Lineage: Eukaryota; Viridiplantae; Streptophyta; Magnoliopsida; Solanales; Convolvulaceae. The record is from the annotation of a GenBank genome assembly.